AUCAUCUUUAUAAUAAUAAAAUAGAUGCUCCAAAAUUUCCAGAAGACACACUAACUAAUUCAAAUAAUGUUAUUACAAAUGAAUAUUCUGAAAAAAAUUAUCAAGAUAAUAAUAUUAAAUUAAAUAAUAUUGAUGAUGAUAAUUUUACAAACAAUGAUUUCUUUUUAGAAUCUAAUAAAAUUGAAAGUAUUAUAAAUGAACAAGCAUAUGAUAACUAUACAGAUAAUAAUACAGAAAUAAGUGAAAAUUUUAUUAUGAAAAAUUAUAACACAGAAAUUAAUCUAACACCUUAUGAAGUACAUGAAGCUCUAAUUAUUUCAGAAUUUCUUGAAACACAUAAAACACAAUUAACUAAAGUAGGAUUAAAGUUAUUACAUGAAACUCUAAAUCCAAAUCAACUUGUUGCCUUUUUUAGAAAUAAUCAUUUUAAUACACUCUUCAAAUAUGAAAAUAAACUCUUCAUUCUAGCUGCUGAUAUUUCCUUUCUACAUCUAAGCUGUACAUGGGAACUUUUUGAUAAUGUUGAAAAUGAUACCUCCUAUUUUGAUAAUAAUUUUGAAUGCUUAGCAAACCAAAAAACAGAUAAAAGAGAUCUUAAUCAUUCUAUUAUUUAUUCAAGAAAUCUUGAUAAAAGUACUGCAAGAAAUAAUAUUUAUUGUUUAAGGUCUAAUGCUACUAUGAAUAAUAAUAAAAAAAAAAAAAAAAAAAAAUGCACCAUCAUGUGA
Plasmodium gaboni is the source of this 725-nucleotide messenger RNA. Its product is annotated as conserved protein, unknown function. The annotation marks the transcript as partial. The transcript has a single exon. NCBI's taxonomy places the organism in Eukaryota, Apicomplexa, Aconoidasida, Haemosporida, Plasmodiidae. Gene Ontology annotation, cellular component: cell periphery; cytosol. The record is from RefSeq and is a predicted model, not a curated record. Gene Ontology annotation, molecular function: cysteine-type carboxypeptidase activity; cysteine-type deubiquitinase activity; K48-linked deubiquitinase activity. Gene Ontology annotation, biological process: protein K48-linked deubiquitination.